CGGCCGCGUGCGGAGCCGCGCGCCCCGCAGGCUCCGGGACGGUGGCGGCAGUUGGCGGCGGCGGCGGCGGCGGCGCAGCCCUCCGCGGGCCAUGUCUUUCCCGGCCGUGGCGAGGAGCUCCUCGAGAGGGAACCGGGAGAUGGCGCCCCGGCCGCGGAGCCGGGGCCGGUUCUGGGAAGUGGGCGGCGGCAGCGGGGACCGCCUGGAGCGCGCGGCCGCGGAGUCGGAGCGCUGGGAGCUGCUGCUCCGCCGGGGCGAGCUGCUGGCCCUGGGCGGCCACCUGAAGGGAGCGCUGGAGGCGUACGCGGCGGCGCUGCGGCGCGGGGCCCCGGUCCGGCCCGAGUGCCUGGGCACCCUGGUGGACUGCCUGGUGCUCAACUACCGGCUCCGCCACGGGCUGGGCUGGAGCGCCGCGCGGGCGGCGGACGCGGGCGCGGGCGGGCUGCUGAGCUGCCUGGGCUGCCGGGGCUUCCUGAGCGAGCCGGUGACCGUGCCCUGCGGCCACAGUUACUGCCGCCGCUGCCUGCGGAGGGAGCUCCGCGCCCGCUGCCGCCUCUGCCGGGACCGGCUGCCGCCCGCCGCCGCCGCCGCCGCGGAUGCUGAGGGCACCACCCCGCGGCCGCCGCCUCUGGCCGCCGCCAUCGCCGCCUCGGGCUUCCGAACCAGCGUCGUCCUCAACCACCUGGCGGAGAAGUGGUUCCCGAGCCAGCAGGAGCGAGCGCGGGCGGCCGGCCGGCUCGGGGAGCUGCUGCACCAGGGGCGCCACCGGGAGGCCCUGGCCGCCGCCGGCGAGGCGCUGCGAGCAGAGCCCAGCAACUUGACUUUAAAAAUUUACCGCGCUGAAUCCUAUGCUGGUCUCGGAGAGUUCAAAGCAGCCAUAGAGGAUCUGAAUGCAGUGCUCUUUCAGCUGCCAAGUUGGCCCGAGGUCUACUUCAGGAAAGGAAAGGUACUCCAUGAUGCUGGCUUUUUAGGGGAUGCCUUACAACUGUUCCUGCAGUGCUUAGCCCUUGAUGAAGACUUUGCACCUGCAAAGCUGGAAGUGGAAAAGAUUUUAUUUGAUUUAUUAUCACCUGAAAACUUAAAAGAAGGCCUGAAGGAUUCUUCCUGGAGUUCAUUGCCAUGUACUAAGAACAAACCUUUUGGUUUUCCGUCAGUAAUGGAAGAGUUUCACCCUGCCAGUGAGCUUAGCCCAGUGCAGAAUGAAGAAAUACCUGAGGCCUCAGCAGAACCUGUCAAAGGAAGCUUAAACCGUGCUCGGUCAGCACAGGCUAUAAAUUCCACAGAAAUGCCAGCCAGAGAGGAUUGCUUAAAACGAGUGUCCUCAGAACCUUUGCUCUCUGUUCAAGAAAAAGGUGCUCUCCUGAAAAGAAAGCUGUCUCUCUCAGAACAGGACGUGAUUGUCAAUGAAGAUGGAAGAAAUAAGCUUAAAAAGCAAGGAGAAACGCCCAAUGAGGUCUGUACCUUUUCAUUAACUUAUGGCGACAUCCCAGAGGAAUUAAUAGACGUCUCAGAUUUUGAGUGUUCUCUCUGCAUGAGGUUGUUUUUCGAGCCAGUAACAACCCCUUGUGGACACUCAUUCUGUAAGAAUUGUCUUGAGCGUUGUUUAGAUCAUACACCAUAUUGUCCCCUUUGCAAAGAAAGCUUAAAAGAGUAUCUAGCAGAUAGGAGGUACUGUGUCACACAGCUGUUGGAAGAAUUAAUAGUGAAGUAUCUGCCUGAUGAGCUGUCUGAGAGAAAAAAAAUAUAUGAUGAAGAAACUGCUGAACUCUCACACUUGACCAAGAAUGUCCCAAUAUUUGUUUGCACUAUAGCCUACCCCACUGUGCCUUGCCCUCUUCAUGUAUUUGAGCCAAGAUAUAGAUUGAUGAUUCGAAGAAGCAUACAAACUGGAACUAAACAGUUUGGGAUGUGUGUCAGUGACACCCAGAAUGGUUUUGCAGAUUAUGGUUGUAUGUUACAAAUUAGAAAUGUACAUUUUUUACCUGAUGGAAGGUCUGUGGUGGAUACGGUUGGAGGAAAGCGGUUUAAGGUUUUAAAAAGAGGAAUGAAAGAUGGAUAUUGCACUGCAGACAUUGAAUAUCUGGAAGAUGUUAAGGUGGAGAAUGAAGAUGAGAUAGAGAGUCUCAGGCAGCUUCAUGAUUUGGUCUAUUCUCAAGCCUGCAGCUGGUUUCAGAAUUUAAGAGACAGAUUUCGAAGCCAAAUUCUUCAGCACUUUGGAUCAAUGCCUAGGAGGGAGGAAAACCUUCAGGCAACUCCUAACGGACCUGCCUGGUGUUGGUGGCUUCUUGCAGUUCUCCCUGUGGAUCCCCGAUACCAGCUGUCAGUUUUGUCAAUGAAGUCUUUGAAGGAACGGUUGACAAAGAUACAGCAUAUCCUGACCUAUUUUUCUAGAGACCAAUCUAAGUAACUAACUGCUUGGAUCUUCCUUUAAAGUUACCCUAACCUGGCUGUGCCGAUGGCCAGGUUGUCCGCUGCCUUUGCACAUCCAGUGCUGGUUUGAAAAAUGUAUGGAAACUCU
Molecule: messenger RNA, 2518 nt
Organism: Eptesicus fuscus (big brown bat)
Lineage: Eukaryota; Metazoa; Chordata; Mammalia; Chiroptera; Vespertilionidae
Gene: LONRF1
Product: LON peptidase N-terminal domain and ring finger 1
Exons: 12
Coding region: 92-2407 (771 amino acids)
Molecular function (GO): protein binding; metal ion binding
Source: RefSeq, a predicted model, not a curated record